Anisakis simplex (herring worm) is the source of this 345-nucleotide messenger RNA. NCBI's taxonomy places the organism in Eukaryota, Metazoa, Nematoda, Chromadorea, Rhabditida, Anisakidae. The record is from the annotation of a GenBank genome assembly.
CUGAUUAUGUAUAUUGGAUUUAUUAUGUUUGGUAAAAUUGUUCUGCUGAAUAUGUUCGUGAUGUUGGUAAUGUCAGAAUUCGAAGCCCUCCGAAGUGAUCCAAAAAAUCAAUCAAACGAUUACGAGGCUCUUGAUCAUUUGGGCUCGAAGGCAUUGAAAAUUUUCAAACGAUACAGACGUCACCACUUACCAAAUAUCGGCUUUCCGGAUGCGCAGCAUACAUCACUGGCUUGUGAUCAACUUGAGGCGAAGAUGGAGCUGUUAGGACGUUCACUGAACACACUCUGUUGGAAUCUUCAAUGGACGUACGAUGUGAAACGACGUGCUGCGAAAAAAAUUGCAUGA